CUUAAACUUAAGUUCGGCUCCACACACACACACACACACCAACGAGCGCGAUCACUCAAAGCCACUCACUCACUCACUCAGAAUUUGCGCCGCAUUUGAUCGUCGCAACCUCUUUCUCACCGCCGCCUCCACCGCCCCCGGCGACCUUCAGAGGAGAGAAGAGAGAGAAAAAUGCAGAGUCUUGCUGUUCCAUAAUCGCCGAUCGGUCGCCGGAAAAGCUUGAUCGACCUCGAUCUUCGAAGCAGUGCUCCGGCGUUUGACUUGACUGACUGACUGAGCUUCUUUGGAAGGUUUAUUGAUGGCUUCGGAGGACGUGAAGAGCGGGGAAUCUGCGGUUUCGACGAUCGUAAAUCUGGCUGAAGAAGCUAAGCUCGCGAGAGAAGGGGUUGGGGCUCCGAGUUUUGCUGUUCUUAGUAUCUGCAAGUCUCUCGUUGCCGGAGGAGUCGCCGGAGGACUGUCACGCACUGCUGUAGCUCCAUUGGAACGGUUGAAAAUAUUGCUUCAGGUACAAAACCCGCAUAAUAUAAAGUACAAUGGUACUGUUCAAGGCCUGAAGUAUAUAUGGAGAACUGAGGGCUUCAGAGGAUUAUUUAAAGGCAAUGGUACUAAUUGUGCGCGUAUUGUUCCAAAUUCAGCAGUCAAGUUCUUCAGCUAUGAGCAAGCUUCUAAGGGUAUCUUAGCUUUAUACCAGCAGCAAACUGGCAAUGAAGAUGCUCAGCUCACUCCUGUAUUACGCCUUGGAGCUGGAGCCUGUGCUGGAAUAAUUGCCAUGUCCGCAACAUACCCUAUGGACAUGGUUCGUGGCAGACUGACUGUGCAGACAGAGAAGUCUCCUUAUCAGUACAGAGGAAUAUUCCAUGCUUUAUCCACUGUGCUCCGAGAGGAAGGCCCACGGGCUUUGUAUAAAGGCUGGCUUCCUUCUGUCAUUGGUGUUAUUCCAUAUGUGGGACUCAACUUCGCGGUGUAUGAAUCUUUAAAAGAUUGGUUGAUUAAAAGUAGACCUUUUGGACUUGUUGAAGAUACUGAGUUGAGUGUGACCACACGGCUUGCCUGUGGAGCUGUUGCUGGCACUGUUGGCCAAACUGUUGCUUACCCUCUUGAUGUCAUUCGUCGCAGAAUGCAAAUGGUGGGAUGGAGUAAUGCUGCUUCUGUCGUCACAGGCGAUGGGAGGAGCAAGGUUCCACUUGAAUAUACAGGCAUGAUUGAUGCUUUCAGGAAAACUGUUCGGCAUGAGGGUUUUAGAGCACUUUACAAGGGUUUGGUCCCCAAUUCAGUGAAGGUUGUCCCAUCCAUAGCUAUUGCUUUUGUGACGUAUGAGCAGGUGAAGGACAUCCUUGGAGUCGAGAUAAGGAUAUCAGACUAACAGGCUGGAAACUCUGAUCUCUGUUCAACAGCUGCGCUAUUUUUGUAGCUAAGGGAGAGAGACAUUGUAAACCAGGAGUCAUGUCUCGUCUCAUAUUGAGAGAGGGAGAGGGAGUUUAGAGAUUUGUUUGUACCAGUGUUACAAUUUUUGCUCCCUCUCUUGUUUAGCUGUGUAUGUUUCUUUUGAACAUGCUUUAUUGUCAGUAAUAAUAAGCAUUUGUGAGGAACGACGCUACGUGGGCAUUCGCCUGCCUGCCUUGCUGUUCAAGUCAAGCAGGCUUGGCAGAGGGAUACUUUUUAAUUGGAGAAUGCAAAAAUAAUUUUUCAAUAGCAGACUACAA
Molecule: messenger RNA, 1703 nt
Organism: Camellia sinensis
Lineage: Eukaryota; Viridiplantae; Streptophyta; Magnoliopsida; Ericales; Theaceae
Product: mitochondrial adenine nucleotide transporter ADNT1
Biological process (GO): transmembrane transport
Source: RefSeq, a predicted model, not a curated record